CUUGACGUCUAUGUAUUGGUUCACAUAGCUGACCUACAGACUGGUGUGCAGCCGGGGCCUUUACUUAAAGAUAUAUGCAUGGCUUCGACUGGACUUCUCAUCUUUGGAUUCACGUUCUUUUAUGGAGGAAUGACUGUAAAAUCAUGGGGUGUGUACAAGUUAUUCAGCCAGCAAAGAACGGAGUCCGUGAAGGAAGUAUGGUUGGUUUUCAUAUUUUUCCUGCUCGUUGUUGCAGAUGUCGUUAUAAUUGCUGUUUGGUUUGCCAUUGAUCCUUUACAUCCAAUUACAAGAGAAUUGAGUUCAACCAUUUAUGUCAAUGAAGAAAGGAUACUCCCACUUUUCCGGUUUUGCUGUUGCAGUCUUCAUGAGUUUGUUGACCAGUAUUGUAUUGGUUGUUAUCUCGUUCUUGAUUCCAACUGAACCGAAUGCCUUGUUUAUCAUAACUGGAUGUCUGAUAAUAUUCACAAC
Molecule: messenger RNA, 468 nt
Organism: Owenia fusiformis
Lineage: Eukaryota; Metazoa; Annelida; Polychaeta; Sabellida; Oweniidae
Source: the annotation of a GenBank genome assembly